CCGGGCGCCGCCUCGGGCCCUUGACCUCUUGGGAACUGGCCCAGUCCCCACAGCAGCCCCCACUGUUAGGGUCCCGUCCCUUAGGUGGGGAACAGAGGCGCAGGAAGGCUAGGUCAUUUGAUUUGAACCCGGGUCACCUGACUCGGAGACCCUGCCCUUCGCCAGCAGGGAACAAGGGGGCGCCCCGGGGAAAAGGGCCGAGGGGACUUCAGCCCUUGGGUGGGGGCGAUGGUUAUAGGGCAUGGCUGUAAGGUGGGGACAGGCCUGCCUCUUGAAGUUGGAGGUGACGGGCCACCGGACUCCUCAGUGCUGCUGCUUAGUCUUUUCCUGCUCAUUCUUUGGGGCUUUGUCUCCACUACCAAGCAAGCGCCCUGGCUGCCAGGUUCAAGUCCAGGCUGUCUGACCUUGGGUCAAAGAAACAUGGCAGCAAGGCGAAUUGCUCAGGAGACUUUUGAUUCUGUAUUACAAGAAAAAGCUAAGCGAUAUCACAUAGACCCCAGUGGUGAGGCUGUAGGUGAAACUCUUCAGUUUAAAGCUCAAGAUCUCUUAAAGGUGGUCCCAAGAUCCAGAGCAGAUAUGUAUGAUGACGUUCAUGGCGACAGCAGAUACUCGCUCAGCGGAUCUGUAGCUCACUCUCGAGACACGGGGAGAGAAAGCUUGAGAGGUGAUGUGUUUCCAGGGCCUUCCUUCAGAUCGAGCAACCCUUCCAUCAGCGAUGACAACUACUUUCACAAAGAAUGUAGCCGGGAUCUAGAAUUUUCCCACCCUGACUCCCGGGAGCAGGUUAUUGGCCACCGAAAAUUGGGACAUUUCCGUUCUCAGGACUGGAAGUUUGCGCUCCGUGGCUCUUGGGAGCAAGACUUUGGCCAGUCAGUUUCUCAAGAGUCCUCUUGGUCACAGGAAUAUAGCUUUGGUCCCUCUGCAGUACUGGGGGACUUUGGCUCCUCCAGGCUGAUUGAGAAAGAGUGUUUGGAGAAGGAGAGUCGGGACUAUGACAUGGACCAUCCAGGGGAGGGUGACUCUGUGCUCAGGGGCAGUGGUCAGGUCCCGGCCAGAGGCCGCGCUCUGAACAUCGUUGAUCAGGAAGGUGCUCUCCUGGGAAAGGGGGAGACUCAGGGCCUGCUCACAGCUAAGGGUGGCGUCGGGAAACUUGUCACGCUGAGAAGUGUGAGCACAAAAAAAGUCCCUGCUAUAAAUCGUAUCACUCCCAAAACUCAGGGCACUAACCAAAUCCAGAAAACCACCCCAAGUCCUGAUGUGACCCUGGGGACAAAUCCAGGGACAGAAGACAUCCAAUUUCCCAUUCAGAGGAUCCCUUUGGGGCUGGAUCUGAAGAAUCUUCGGCUCCCCAGAAGAAAGAUGAGCUUUGACCUCAUAGAUAAGUCUGAUGUUUUUUCAAGAUUUGGUAUAGAAAUAAUCAAAUGGGCAGGAUUUCAUACCAUAAAAGAUGAUGUUAAAUUUUCCCAGCUUUUCCAGACUCUCUUUGAACUUGAAACUGAAACUUGUGCUAAAAUGCUUGCCUCAUUCAAAUGCUCCUUAAAACCAGAGCACAGAGAUUUUUGCUUUUUUACUAUCAAAUUUUUAAAGCACUCUGCUUUGAAAACACCCAGAGUUGAUAAUGAAUUUUUAAACAUGCUUCUAGACAAAGGUGCUGUGAAGACCAAAAAUUGCUUUUUUGAAAUCAUAAAGCCCUUUGAUAAGUAUAUAAUGAGACUUCAAGACCGUCUUCUGAAGAGUGUCACUCCUCUGCUCAUGGCCUGCAAUGCCUAUGAGCUGAGUGUCAAGAUGAAGACCCUCAGUAACCCCUUGGACUUGGCUGUUGCCCUGGAGACCACCAAUUCUCUCUGUCGGAAGUCUUUGGCCCUUUUGGGACAGACAUUCUCCUUGGCCUCUUCAUUCAGGCAAGAGAAAAUCUUGGAAGCCGUUGGCCUCCAAGAUAUAGCUCCCUCUCCUGCCGCUUUUCCAAACUUUGAGGACUCUACUUUGUUUGGUAGAGAGUACAUAGAUCACCUGAAGGCCUGGCUGGUCAGCAGCGGGUAUCCCCUCCAGGUCAAGAAAGCUGAACCAGGGCCCACGCGAGAGGAAGCGAAAACAAUUCCUCCUAUGAAACUAGAAAUUCAGGCCAAGACUCUGAGUGGUCUGAGUGAAGUCCCCCAGCGAGCGGAUCACAAGGUGGUGGACACCAUUGAUCAGCUUGUUACACGUGUCGUCAAAGGCAGCCUGUCUCCCAAAGAGAGAGCUGUUCUCAAGGAGGACCCUGCUUACUGGUUUUUGUCUGAUGAAAAUAGUCUGGAGUAUAAAUAUUACAAGCUGAAGUUGGCAGAAACGCAGCGCAUAAGCCAGAACUUGCCAGGAGCCGAUCGAAAGCCAACCUCAGCAGAGUGUGCCGUGCGGGCCAUGCUGUACGCCCGGGCAGUCCGCAGCCUCAAGAAGAGGCUGCUUCCGUGGCAGCGCCGGGGUCUCCUCCGUGCGCAAGGUCUCCGGGGGUGGAAGGCAAGGAGAACGAGCAUUGGGACCCAGACCCCCUUGUCCUUGGGCACAAGGCUGAAGCACCACAGCCGGCAGGCUCCAGGCCCCUUGCAGGCAAAGCCGUCACUGCCAGACAGAAACGAAGCUGUGAAGGAUUGCCCACCAGACCCUGCCGCCGGACCCUCUCCUUGUGACCCCACCCCAGAAGCCUCAGGCCCAUCCCCCAAGCCAGCAGGAGUGGACAUCUCUGAAGCCCCUCGAACCUCCUCUCCCUGCCCAUCUGCUGACGUUGACAUGAAAACAAUGGAGACUGCGGAGAAACUGGCCAGAUUUGUUGCUCAGGUGGGACCAGAGAUAGAACAAUUCAGCAUAGAAAACAGCAUCGAUAACCCCGAACUGUGGUACGUACCCCCGGGUCUCAUCACACCCUUUCAAUUUGAGUGUGUUCACCCCACAGGCGCGUCCUGAGAGACUGCAGGGUGG
Molecule: messenger RNA, 2952 nt
Organism: Microcebus murinus (gray mouse lemur)
Lineage: Eukaryota; Metazoa; Chordata; Mammalia; Primates; Cheirogaleidae
Source: RefSeq, a predicted model, not a curated record